AUGAAAACAUUCUAUUUACUCUGCCAAGAAUUCAAACAAGUAGUUUUUGGAGUCAAGCAAUUCUCUUGGGCAAGUAGGAGAACGAACAUACACAACGAACAAAUUUUUACAUUGUUUGGUGGAUACACAACAUUUACGCACUUGAGAGUACAAAAAGUUAAUAAGCCGAUAAACCUUCGACAUGAAUUCUUCCUACAAAUUGGGAGUAUUUCAUGA
Molecule: messenger RNA, 216 nt
Organism: Cylicocyclus nassatus
Lineage: Eukaryota; Metazoa; Nematoda; Chromadorea; Rhabditida; Strongylidae
Source: the annotation of a GenBank genome assembly